Magnolia sinica is the source of this 3032-nucleotide messenger RNA. Its product is annotated as pentatricopeptide repeat-containing protein At2g03880, mitochondrial. Bases 139 to 2061 code for a protein of 640 amino acids. Lineage: Eukaryota; Viridiplantae; Streptophyta; Magnoliopsida; Magnoliales; Magnoliaceae. The transcript has a single exon. Gene Ontology annotation, biological process: RNA modification. The record is from RefSeq and is a predicted model, not a curated record. Gene Ontology annotation, molecular function: RNA binding; protein binding; zinc ion binding.
GGUUGGCGACACACCGCUGGAUUCUGAGUUGCGACGGAGGCAAAGCGAGCUGCUUUGGCAAACCCCUACAUUUGAUGAACUAGCUUCAGUUAGAAAAAGGGCUUUUUUUGAAAAUUUGAAUUUCCAAACGCGCCACAUAUGAAAUCCUUGUUGAAAUCCAUCACCCCUCUGUCUUUCAGUAGAAUUGCUUCUCCUCUCUUAUACUCUUCCUCUAUCUCCCUACAGAUCCAAAACCCAACACCUCUCUCCACCUUAAUCGAUGAUUUCACCCGAUUCUGCUACCAAAAAGACCUCCCAAAAGCGAUCAAUGCCAUGGAUUCCCUCCAAAAACACGGGAUUUGGGCUGACCCCAUCUCAUAUUCCACACUCAUCAAGUGCUGCAUCGACAGUGGCGCAAUCGAGCAAGGCAAGCUCAUCCACCGGCAUGUUUUCUCAAAUGGGCAUGAGCCCAAAACGUUCCUAAUCAACAAUCUCAUCAACAUGUAUCUGAGAUUCGGCCUCUUCAACGACGCAUGCAAGCUGUUCGAUGAAAUGCCUGAACGAAAUGUAGUUUCAUGGACCACCAUGAUUACAACUUUCACUAAUAGUAAGCGUGGUGAAGAAGCUUUGAAGCUUUUGAUUCUGAUGGUUAGGGAAGGUGUGAUGCCCAACAUGUACACUUUCUCAUCUGUGCUGAGGGCGUGUGAUGGAUUAAGUACCCUACAGCAGCUCCAUUGUAGUAUGAUUAAAAGAGGGCUGGAGUCAGACGUCUUUGUAAGGAGUGCCUUGAUCGAUAUCUAUGCGAAAUGGGGCAAUUUAGAUGAUGGGUUUCGUGUUUUCAGUGAGAUGGUUACCUAUGAUUUAAUUGUUUGGAAUUCAAUCAUUGGUGGAUUCGUUCAGAACAAUGAUGGUCAUGAAGCUCUGAAUCUCUUUAAACGAAUGAAGAAAGCUGGUUUUCAAGCAAAUCAGGGAACAUUAACAAGCGUUUUAAGAGCCUGCACGGGGUUAGUACUGUUAGAGCUGGGAAGACAAGUGCAUGCUCAUGUGCUGAAGUUUGAGAGAGACCUGAUUCUGAACAAUGCCCUUCUCGAUAUGUAUUGCAAAUGUGGGAGCUUGGAGGAUGCAGAAUCUGCAUUCAAGAGGAUGUCGGAAAGAGACGUGAUCUCUUGGAGCACCAUGAUCGCUGGCUUGGCACAGAAUGGUCAGAGCCGGCAAGCUCUGGAACUGUUUGAGUCGAUGAAAGCUUCUGGAAUGAAACCGAACUACAUCACCGUUGUGGGUGUCUUGUUUGCUUGCAGCCAUGCAGGCUUGGUCGAAGAUGGAUGGUACUACUUUCGAUCAAUGAAGAGGCUUUAUGACAUCGAGCCGGGAAGAGAGCAUUAUGGUUGUAUGGUGGAUCUCCUUGGCAGGGCGGGCCAGCUCGAUGAAGCCAUUAGAUUCAUCCAUGAAAUGGAAUACGCCCCGGAUUCUGUUACAUGGAGAACACUCCUUGGAGCAUGCAGAGUUCAUCACAAUGUAAAGCUGGCAGUGUAUGCAGCAAAGCGGAUUCUAGAAUUGGAACCUAACGAUGAAGGGGCAUACAUACUCUUAUCUAAUAUCUAUGCGAAUUCUUGGAGGUGGGACGACGUCGAAGAUGUGAGGAAAGCAAUGAGAAGGAGAGGCCUAAAGAAAGAGCCUGGUCGUAGUUGGAUUGAAGUGGACAAGCAGAUUCAUGCCUUUGUUGUGGGAGACAGAUCACACCCACAAAUAGAUGAUAUCAGUAAAGAGCUGAGCAGAUUGAUCCAGAGAAUAAUGGAUGUGGGGUACGUUCCAGACACAAAUUUUGUGUUGCAUGAUCUUGAAAAAGAGCAGAAGGAAGAUUCACUCCGCUAUCACAGUGAGAAGCUGGCAAUGGCUUUUGGGCUGAUGAACUCUGCAAAGGAAAAACCGAUCAGGAUCAUGAAAAAUUUAAGGAUCUGCGGUGACUGCCACACAUUUGCAAAGCUUGUUUCGAAGAUGGAAUGUAGGAACAUUGUAAUCAGGGACCCUAUCCGCUUCCACCAUUUCAAGGAUGGCACGUGUUCAUGCACAGAUUAUUGGUAAUGCAAGUGGAGGAUGCAAACAUACAGAUGCAGCUUUGCUUGCUUGCUUCUGUUGAGCACUAAGAUCAGAAAUAGCUAAUGAUCAGAAACUGGUGGGGAGUACACAUGGUGCUGUAAAGGCUAACUGUUGAGCUUGGCCCAGCGUCCUGGUUGAUAUCUUGUUGAUCAUGAGGUAAAAGAGCUGGGAUUUUCUGCCUGUUUAUCUUUACAAAAAGACCACCACGUGACAUUGAGCCCAUGUGGCAGGUAAAGAAUAGUUGAAGAUGCAAUUCAGGGGGAGAAGAUAAGAGAAAGCAAUGCCCAAGAUUGUCCUUUUUGUGUGGGUUUUGAACCAUGGCCAUCUGGGGGUUCCAUGUGGACAAUGGUUAAUUCAUUAUCUACUGUUCUUUUGAAGGAGGCUCUAUCAUACUGUGAUCAAGAAGGCCCUUUCGCAUCAUUUUCGUGAAGACUAUCCAUUCAUUUUGGAACUUUGACGUGAAAGGAGCAGGAAAAGAAAUCUGUGCAAAUAUCUAGGGUUGAAAUGAGCAUCCUUGGAGCGUUUUUUUUUUUGGAAGACACAGGGUGUCCCCACCUCUUUUUUGAAGUGAGACUAAUCCCAGCGGAUACACGCAAUCACCCACAACCAUGUGUAUUGGGUAAAGCCAAGGAGGGGAAUCAAACCCUCACCUUGGAGGGUUUUCUUUCAUCCCUUAUUAUGGAAUACUAUAGAAUUUUAUUAACCAAGAAAUAGAAAAGAAGGAAGCUGCUCAUUAUGGCAAUGGAUGGCAAUUACCAAUUACAAUAGUUGGCAUAGAUCUUUAGCAGGAGAAUCAAGUACAAAUUUUCCUAUGAACAGCACUAAUAGAAAAUGAUUUUUCAUUAUCUCAAUUGAAGUAAUGAGCUACUGAAUAUGGGAGGUUUAUUAUUGUAACUAGUCCUCAUGUUCCCUCAAUUGACCUAAAUAUAUUAUUAAAAUGGACUAGUUGAGAAAGA